Messenger RNA from Oryzias melastigma (Indian medaka), 1728 nucleotides. RefSeq names its product 116 kDa U5 small nuclear ribonucleoprotein component. Gene Ontology annotation, cellular component: U2-type catalytic step 2 spliceosome; cytosol; U4/U6 x U5 tri-snRNP complex. The annotation marks the transcript as partial. The record is from RefSeq and is a predicted model, not a curated record. Gene Ontology annotation, biological process: mRNA splicing, via spliceosome. NCBI's taxonomy places the organism in Eukaryota, Metazoa, Chordata, Actinopteri, Beloniformes, Adrianichthyidae. The transcript has 16 exons. Gene Ontology annotation, molecular function: GTP binding; U5 snRNA binding; GTPase activity.
AGCCGAUCAUCAAGCCUGUAAAACACAGGCGUUUUGCUUUGAUGGAGCAGGAGCUGCCAGCAACAGUUUAUGACAUGGAAUUUCUUGCAGAUCUGAUGGACGGUCCCGAACUGAUCCGAAACGUCACUCUCUGUGGUCACCUUCAUCACGGCAAGACGUGUUUUGUAGAUUGUCUGAUUGAGCAGACACACCCAGAAAUCAGGAAGAGAGAUGAUGUGGAUCUCCGGUACACAGACAUCCUCUUUACAGAGCAGGAGAGAGGAGUCGGCAUCAAAAGCACUCCUGUCACGAUGGUCCUGCCCGACUCCAGAGGAAAAUCCUAUUUGUUCAACAUCAUGGAUACUCCAGGUCACGUGAACUUCUCUGACGAGGUCACGUCAAGCAUGAGGAUCUCAGACGGCGUCGUCCUCUUCAUCGAUGCAGCAGAGGGAGUGAUGCUGAACACGGAGCGCCUGAUCAAACACGCCGUUCAGGAGCGCAUGGCCAUCACCAUCUGCAUCAACAAGGUGGACCGACUCAUCGUGGAGCUCAAGCUGCCCCCCACCGAUGCGUAUUAUAAACUCCGUCACAUUGUGGACGAGGUCAACGGUUUGCUCAGCACGUACUCCACAGACGAGAACCUGGUGGUGUCCCCCCUCCUCGGGAACGUCUGCUUUGCCAGCUCUCAGUACAGCAUCUGCUUCACUCUGGGAUCCUUUGCGAAGAUCUACUCCGACACCUACGGAGACAUCAACUAUAAUGAAUUUGCCAAGAGACUCUGGGGAGACAUUUACUUCAAUCCCAAAACUCGUAAGUUCACUAAGAAAGCUCCCAGCAGUAACUCUCAGCAAUCCUUCCCCAAAUCCUCUUUGCUGCAGGUUGUCGGGGAUGUGGACACAUCUCUGCCCCGAGUUCUGGAUGAGCUGGGGAUCCACCUGUCGAAGGAGGAACUGAAGCUGAACAUCCGACCUCUGCUGAGGCUGGUCUGCAACCGCUUCUUUGGAGAAUUCACCGGUUUUGUGGACAUGUGUGUGCAACACGUCCCAUCGCCACAAGAGGGCGCCAGGACGAAGAUAGAGCACACCUAUACUGGCGGUCUGGACUCAGACCUGGGGGAGGCCAUGGCAGAAUGUGACCCUGAAGGUCCUCUGAUGUGCCACACCACUAAAAUGUACAGCACCGAGGACGGAGUGCAGUUCCACGCGUUCGGACGGGUUCUGAGUGGUACCAUUCAGGCGGGUCAGCCCGUUAAAGUUCUGGGGGAGAACUACUCACUGGAGGAUGAGGAGGACUCUUCGGUCUGCACCGUCGGCCGCCUCUGGAUCUCCGUUGCCAGGUACCAAAUCGAGGUGAAUCGGGUCCCAGCAGGAAACUGGGUUCUCAUCGAAGGCUGUGACCAGCCGAUCGUGAAGACGGCCACGAUCACGGAACCCAGAGGGAACGAAGAGGCUCAAAUCUUCAGGCCGUUAAAGUUCAACACAGCCUCGGUUAUCAAGAUCGCAGUGGAGCCGGUGAACCCCUCAGAGCUGCCGAAAAUGCUGGACGGCCUGAGGAAGGUCAACAAGAGCUACCCGUCGCUGACCACAAAGGUGGAAGAGUCUGGAGAGCACGUCAUCCUGGGAACUGGAGAACUGUACCUGGACUGUGUGAUGCACGACCUGAGGAAGAUGUACUCUGAGAUCGACAUUAAAGUACGGACAUUUACACCUGCUAUAAAGCACAUUAACCCUUAAAAGGCCUCCAUGACAA